This is a messenger RNA of Trichobilharzia regenti, 4119 nucleotides long. Lineage: Eukaryota; Metazoa; Platyhelminthes; Trematoda; Strigeidida; Schistosomatidae. The record is from the annotation of a GenBank genome assembly.
AAAUUUUAUGGCGCAGUAGUCUACCUAUGUCAAAUGAACUCUCUUCGGUCAGUUGUUCAGCAUCGCAAUUUUAUGUGCCCACAGAGGAUAAUUCGGGUUUUCAUAUUUGCAGCACAAAAGAUGCUGGCUCACCAAGGAGAAAUGUUGCACGCUUUCAACGCCCUACAGCAUUGCUGAGUGAAAGACAUAGGUCUGAGUCUCCUGCAACUCGUUCAAAAAGCAGACAAAAUGAUUUGGCUGCCACUCUGGACCGACAGCAUGACAAGUAUGUGCCUACAUUUGUUCUUUAAUUAAGAUAGAUAUGACUUUGAGUCAUUGCAGAGAGAAAUUACCAAAAGAAGUGGAGUCCUCGUUUUUGGAAACAAAGUACUAAGCUGUUUUCAUACUCAUUUCAUAGGUUUUGCAUGCAAAAACAGAUGACUUCAUCAACGAAGGUUGCUUGGGUUCUGGGACCUGUAGUUCUGUAUAUAAAAUGCGGCACCGUUCAAAACAUGAUAUUGUUAUGGCUGUUAAGCAGAUGCGUGUGUCAUCUACGUAUGAAGAAGAAAACAAGCGUAUUAUGAUGGACCUAAACAUUGUUACCAAAAGUUUUGAUUGUGCUCACAUUGUCGAAUGCUAUGGGAUAUUUUUUUCUGGAGGUGAUGUUUGGAUAUGUAUGGAGGUUAUGUCAACUUGCUUGGACAAGCUAUACCACGAUUUGCAUCGUCCAUUUCCUGAGAAAGUAUUGGGGAAAGUGACUGUAGCCGUAAGUUUGGUUGACUACUUUAAUCCUUCUAAAGAUCACUACUGCUCUAGACUAUUUGAAGAGGAAGCACAAUGUAAUGCACAGAGACGUUAAGCCAUCUAAUAUGCUUUUGAGUUAUCAAGGUGUGAUCAAACUAUGUGAUUUUGGAAUAAGUGGAAUACUCAAAGAUUCAAUCGCUCGUUCAAGACAACCAGGGUGUACUGGAUACAUGGCCCCGGAGCGUCUAAACAAUUCAACGUAUGAUGUUCGUGCGGACAUAUGGUCACUUGGUAUAUCACUGUUAGAGCUGGCGACGGGAUCUUUCCCGUAUACUGGAACUCAGAUUGAGUUUGCUAUUAUGACGAAAAUCAUCUCUGACCCACCACCGUCGUUGCCGCAUCAUAUACCCUUCACACAAGCGUUUCGGCAGUUUGUGGAGUUGUGUUUGACAAAGGAUCACACUCAGCGUCCGAAAUAUCGCUCAUUAAUGAGUACAGAAUUUUUUGUUCGAUAUAACAGAGAACCACAUCAUGUGUUAGAAUGGCUCAAAGCACUUCCGUUGCCACAUCUACAUCAUACGGAUGAGACAAAUACAAAUAGCAUUUGGGAUCGCAAAACUCCAACAAGCAUUAUGUCAGCUACCAACAAUCUAACAGAUACACCUGAAUCUCCUGAUUCCUUAACUACUCUUAGCCCAGAUGUCUCCCGAGGAUUGAGUAGUAUGUCGUUGAAUGAAUUUUGUGAGUCGAGGAAAGCCUCCAGGGAAGAAAUAAACAGGCCAAAUGAAAUAGAUGUUACUUUAGUUGCAGCACCUAUGGUGAAUACAAAUGCUGAUAUUCAUUCACAAUUUAUUGUUGAUAAACCGUCGAUAAAUUUUAGUCAGUUUGAAAAUGGAACUGUUCCAACUACUACUUCAUCGACAAUCAGUACUGAACAGUUUCCCGCCAAAUCGAUUAUCACCACUUCUCCUAAUAGUCAAAACACAAUGAUGGAACAAAGCUCAGGAAAUUUUAUUCACUUACUAGAAAGCAAGGCUAAUAAGUUCCUGUCUCAGACUUCAUCGGGUUAUGGGUCUGCUGGUUCUGAUAGUUCUCCAGGGUCUCUUGGAAGCGAUAGUCGACCACCAAGUUCCACUCAAGUUCUUGAUGUGGUAGUGUCUAAUAGGAAUGUUAAUGGAAUGCCUCCUCUACCGACGGUUCAACGCUGUAAACCUGCUUGUGUUGUCCGAGUCAAUAAAUCUGAUAAAUAUUCUCUCAGUACACCAGAAAAUAAUGUUGAUUGCUCUAAGAUACCAGUCCGUCCAAUCGUCUCAGACCCACUACCCAAUCACCCUGUUUGUCAGAAGACUCCACAGUCAGUGCUGGGAUCUGAUCAAUGGAGCACUCUGUCUUUAUCCUCCAGAACAACUCAUAUUAAUACAUCUCAUCCUGUUAUGGAAACUUUAACGCAUAGUCCGUUGUCAUCCCUUAUUGAGAAAUUCGAACCUAGUGUUGUAGGCGCUAAUAGUCUAGAUGCUAGUAGUAGCCCUAGUGAAAAGUAUAAGAAUUCAAAGCAAAUAGUUUCUUCAGGGGUUGAUCAUGAAAAAAGAGCUAAACCCUUCGAUUUUCCUGAAAUUGCAUUGGGAUCUAGUCGUACCAAGUGUGAAGAUACUAAUAAACGAAAAGUAGCUGGUCAAACGCGUUCUUCUUCUGUCGGUGCUCAGCUGCAACGUUCUCCCGCUCAGAGAUGGUUGGUGAAACCAACAUCUAUUAGUCGAAAUCCACAGUCUGAUCAAACUUCCGUUUGUGUACAAAAUGGUAAUAUUACGCCUACACGUCGUUCUCCGAUAAUUCCCAGUACUGCUUCACCUUUGCAGCAGUCGAACUGUGAUGGUGUUAUCGGUAAAAGUACAUCUCCACAACAAUAUCAUCAUCAUUAUUUCUAUUAUUAUUAUGACAACAGUCUGGAGUCUAACAAUCCUAUCGAAGUGUCUAAUAAUACAUCAUGGAUGACCAGAGAAAAUGCUGGUACACUUGGAAGGAAUCUGGCAUCCUCUUUUACCACAUCAAGUGUUAACUCAGUAGUUAAUAAUUCUUUGCCUACUCGCGAUGUAUCACCAUUCCUUUCAGGUAGAAUGUGUCAACGCUUAAAUACUCAUCCUGUCCCAAAACAAAACUAUCUACAACAAUGUUCAUCUGCAUCUAAUAAAGUUGUGCUAAGUCCACCUUAUUAUCAUUCUGGUUUAAUAUCAUCACGUUUACCUUUAUUACCUCCACCAUCAUCAUCUACAAGUCAAAUAAUGUCGAAAGAAUCACGUGCACGAUGUCCUAGACAAAAUCCUUCAUUAUCUGUACUUAACACUGCCGUGUCAAAGGAUAUUCCCCUAAAAAGUAACGGAGGAGGUAAACAUCCUCCUAAACUGACCUACCGAUCAAUAUCACAACCGCCUAAAUCACGAAAUUGGUUAUCCUUUGAAACAGAAUUAUGAGAUGCUGUGUGUACACACCUCAUGAUGUGGGGGUGGGGGAGGAUAUAUUUUAAUGCAUAUCAUCAUCAGAACAAACCAAAACUAUGUUUUACAUACUGUGAAAUAUAAACAACCAACCAACCAUACACCGAUGUCUUUCAAUGCUUUUUUUUAUAAAGCAUUUCUUCACUUAUAUAAAGUGGGUUGUUUUUCUUUUUUUUUUGUGCAAAUUUUUUCAAUGCUCUCACUUCACUUAUAUAAUAUAUAAUUUCUAGUCUUUCUCUAUGCAUCACAAAACUCGACGUAACUUGUAAUAUUUAUUUACUAUUAUUUUUUGUUGUCGCUAAUUGUGGUCAGUGGUAAUUAAUUCAACAGUUAGGCUGUUUCUACUCUGUACAUACUAUACUGUAAAUUAUUAAUACUGACGCCGACUUGUAAAAUGAUGUAAAAGAUGUUCAUCUCCAAAUGAAUGAAUGAUGACGACGCUGUUGCAUUCUCAGAGAGUGCACUAAUAUAUGAACAUAUUCUUGUUUAUUCAAUGCUAAUGAAAUGGUCUCAUUCCUUUUUGUUUCUAGGUCAACUUCCUAAUAUGUAAUUGUAUCUUUCUCUUUUCUUUCUUUUUUAAAAUGUGUUGUUGCUGGGGCGGGGGUCUUGAAUUUUGAAUGGUUUUUCAGAAAAAGUUAGUCAUCUUCCACACAAUAAUAAUAAUAAUGUUAGGUUUCUGUCAAUAAAAAUAAACAAACUAAUUUUGAAGAUUUGUACUACAUUUGUCUUUGACUCACCUCUUCAAUGUAUUGUGGAAUGUAAUAUCGGCCGGCUGUGAAAGUUAGUUAGUUGGGUGUGAGAUUGCAUUUUCAUCCUAAACGUGUAUAUAUGGGAAAUAUCUUGGUAAUAAUGGGAAACAAAAUUAACAACUAUUCUGCGGUAGUUUAGUAUUAUUUAGUCUGCU